GCUGCCAACCAUUACGGAUUUUCCGUAAUUAUUACGGAUUUUAACCCCGAAUUACGGAAUUACGGAACAUCGCUAGUUUAUUACGGAAACGAGGCUUUGUGCUGCAUGGUAACGGAAAAAUUUACGUUUCUGCUGUGCGUGUUUCGUGAACGCUGUUUGAAUACUUCGCUUGGUUGCUCAAAUAACGGAACUAGUAAGUGUGCGCAUGUACGAUGUACUGUCGAAAUAAGUAAAUUAAUUCUCGUGUUUUCAAAUAAUAAUGGGAUGGUAUUACGUCCGUUGUACGAUACAACUAGUACAUAUCCUCGGACUUAUCGUUUGAAGGCUACUUACAUCACGAUAAUUUUUGUACGGUACUUUGGCUAACCUGUGUUGUGUUAUUUUAUUUCUUGAAAGCCAUUUUUUUCAUCCUAGUGUUUUUGUCCGGUUUUUGUCGUGUCUACAGACGUGAAAUUUUUUUAUGUUUUUCGAUAGUGUUGUGUUCUUCAGUGCCGGUUGUAGAAAUGAAGCGUGUGACAGAAUAAUGUGUAUCUGGAAAGAAAAAAAAAAACACGCAAGUCUUCAGAACUUUCGACUUAAAUAUUCAAAAGAAUGGCCAUGCUUGUCGUUUUCAAAUGUUUGGAACGCCACGGUUUUGUAAUGUAUGCACGUGUGACUUUUCGAUUGCACAUGGUGAAAGGGAUGACUGUAGACGGCAUAUUGAAUCAAAGAAACAUGCAGAACAUUUUAAAGCCGUGACUAGCAAUAAAUCUAUAUCUUCGUUUUUUCGCUACAUCUGAAGAAACGAAAGUAACGAACGCAGUUAUUGUUUACAAGUCCUUGUGUUUGUCUUGUUUGUUUACAUGACAUUUCUUAUCGAACCAGGAUAAAAGAAGCAAAUAAAAAGACAGUUGUUUUAAAGUUUAACUUUGAAUACAUUGAAUUGAAGAUUCAAAAUAUCCAGUAAAAUUAUUAAUAUUUCUUACAUAUUCAGAUGAUUGUAUUGUUCAAAUAGAUUUUUUUAUGUAUUAAUUUGCAUUGUAUUCAUAUUUUUCUUUUUCUUUUGCAUAUUAUUGUCGUUGUUUUAUCUUGUGAGUGUGUUAUAAUGCCCCAGGAAAAAUUUAUCGUGCAUGAUUUACACGUACUUUUUUCAUAUACCUAAUUGCCAUUACUGAUGGGUGUGAUUUGAGGUUGGCAGCUCUGCAUGAGCAACAAGAGUAGACUCUAUUUUCAUAAGUGCAACGGAUCCCAUGUUACCUGUCUGACAUGACCUUGCCAGGUCACAGCUGUGACCUCGUGAUACCUCACAGGCCGCUUGGAGCCGUCGAGGAGUGGAGUAGCGACAUUUGUGUCACCCCUAUCUCAGCAUGAGCCGCACACAUCCACGUGAGCUGCAUGGGAGGUCAUCUGCCAGGCCACCCGCCUCUGCAGAACAGAAUCAUCGGCGGAGAGAAUGCCCAGCUUGGGGAGUUCCCGUUCGUGGUGGCGUUGUGGUCUGACAUGAACAACUCACCGUACAUCGUCUGUGGCGGGUCCAUCAUCUCCGCUCACUUCGUGCUCACAGCAGCGCACUGCGUCGACGACUACAACCCUAAGCUGGGCUACUACUACAUCCAAGCCGGCAUCGUCAACUGGGAAGACAAAGGAGUCCGCUACAAUGUGACCAAGGUUAUCGGCCACCCCAACUACGAUGCGGAAGGAGACAUCGCUCUGCUCAAGGUUGCAGGGCCCAUCAAGUUCACGGACAACAUCAGGCCGGUCGGACUGCCCAAGGCGACAGACUACCUCAAGGGCGGAGAGGCGGUGGAGGCGGUUGGCUGGGGAGCGACUAACACUGAUCCAGCCACGUACCCGAAGAUCCUCCAUAAGGUGGUGCUGACGGUGGUGAGCUACGAGGAGUGCACAAAGCAGAUCUCGUCGGCUCCGUCGCCCUACGACCAGACAGUUCUGAAUGCCACCAUGGUCUGCGCUGGCAAACCGAAGGGUGGAGUGUGUUACGGGGAUUCCGGCAGUGGUCUGGUGAGGGGAGCCAACUUGGUGGGCAUCGUGUCCUUCGGGGUUCCUUGCGGUAUAGGAUACCCCGACGUGUACACCCGGGUAUCCUCUCUGGUCCCGUGGGUGCACAAGCAAAUCAAAGCUAACAGCUAAAUCAAUAACUCUCACCCAAACUCGUCAUGAAUGUAUACAUUAUUGAAUAGGUUUAUAGUAUGCUUAAUAAAGUACAGUAAUUAUAAAAAA
This is a messenger RNA of Bacillus rossius redtenbacheri, 2217 nucleotides long. Its product is annotated as chymotrypsin-1-like. The coding region runs from base 1375 to 2127 and encodes 250 amino acids. The record is from RefSeq and is a predicted model, not a curated record. Gene Ontology annotation, biological process: proteolysis. Gene Ontology annotation, molecular function: serine-type endopeptidase activity. The transcript is spliced from 7 exons. NCBI's taxonomy places the organism in Eukaryota, Metazoa, Arthropoda, Insecta, Phasmatodea, Bacillidae.